This is a messenger RNA of Guyanagaster necrorhizus, 1678 nucleotides long. Its product is annotated as ATPase, V1 complex, subunit C. Gene Ontology annotation, cellular component: vacuolar proton-transporting V-type ATPase, V1 domain. The transcript is spliced from 9 exons. Lineage: Eukaryota; Fungi; Basidiomycota; Agaricomycetes; Agaricales; Physalacriaceae. Gene Ontology annotation, molecular function: proton-transporting ATPase activity, rotational mechanism. Bases 373 to 1548 code for a protein of 391 amino acids. Gene Ontology annotation, biological process: proton transmembrane transport. The record is from RefSeq and is a predicted model, not a curated record.
UUUGAGGCCUAACUGAUGGGAGCUGGCCACUUCAUCUAAGUCCAGAAACUGAGAACCUGGUAUUCUCUUCGCAAUAAAUUCGCUCUUUGCAUUGCGAGGACUGUUGGGCAUAAACCAAGAAGCAUCCAGCACGGAGACUAGAGUUUUUGAGUGCAACAUCUCGCGCAAUUGGAGGGGAGACAAUAUCAGAGGAGCUACAUUAGAAGAGGAGGCAAAUCGCGAGAAAGGAAUUCGUAAAGUGCCCUUUAGCAGGGAAUUGAAAAGCAUCCUGGUGGAGAGAGAUCGAGGAAAGGCUUUGAAUACAAACAGGACCAAAGUACACCAGCACUGCACGGAAGCCCCUCGACGAACUUGGACUACGACGAACUUGUAAUGCCUUCCGACCAAAGUACCUGGCUAAUUUCUAUCCCACUGAAUGGAGACUCGGAAGGGGUCCACCAGGAGAUCACUCAUAAGGUCACCCAACAGUUGAAAAACUACCCUCCUAACUCGAUUUCACAAUUCAGCAUACCAUCAUUCAAGACAGGAACACUAGAUCUGCUCAUUGCACUAUCUGAAGACCUUCCGAAACAAGAAACCUAUUUUACCGCUACUGUAGCAAAGGUGGUCGACACUUUGCGCAAUCUGUUAAACAAUGAUCCUUCAAGACUGGCCCAGCACAUCUUGGUAAACGAAAGGACCGUUGAUAGCUAUGUUCUCGAUGAUUGGAAGUGGAACGAAGGCCGGUAUGGCGUACAGAAGGGACUCAGAGAGAUGGUUGAGACGCUGAACAAGGAAAUGACAUCGAUUGACAACUCAAUGCGAGCAAAGUUGACAAAUUACAACUUGGUGAAAGGUUCUUUAGUGCAGAUGCAGCGAAAGAAGACUGGGAAUCUCUCCGUUCGUUCUUUGGUGGAUGUUGUGUCUAAAGAGGACUUCAUAGGCGACUCUGAAUAUCUCGAAACGCUCGUAGUUGCUGUCCCCAAAAAUUUGGUCAAGGUCUGGAAUUCUAAAUACGAAAGGUUCGCGUCAAUGGUGGUGCCUCGUUCAGCUCAGUCCAUCGCUUCCGAUGACGAGUAUACUUUAUACAGCGUCGUCGUAUUCAGACGAGUACGCGAUGAAUUCGUGCAAAAAUGUCGUGAGAAUAAGUUCAUCGUGCGAGACUUCGUGUAUUCCGAAGAAGACAUUGACAAUCAGCGCCAAGAGCUCCAAACGGCGGAUAUCACGGAAAAGGAACUCUGGACUGAGCUUCUCCACUUGUCACGGACGAAUUUCUCUGAAUCUUUCCAGCUUCUCGUACACCUCAAAGUUAUUCGUCUAUUCGUUGAGAGCGUGCUUAGAUAUGGACUUCCUGCAAACUACAUAGGGCUUGCCGUUAAGCCAGAUGCGAAGUCAGCAAAGAAGCUAUUUAGUAUACUGCAGUCACAUUUCUCAUAUCUUGGCUCGCGCGCCAGUGGUGCGCAAUCAAAGGCGAAGACUUCGGAGGACUUUGUGGGAGAAUACCAAUCAUUAAUGGAGCAGGACUUCUUCGAUUUCGUUAUGUACGAAGUACCUUGGAUCGUGAACUAAUUCAUUGAUACCACCUUUUUCAUUGACAUUCAUACCAUUAAAUUUCUAUUAGUGAAAAUAUAACGAUACGACCAGCCCACUAUUGUAGGAAGCAAACUGUACACUGGAGAUGAGAUAUAGGGAAAAUGGU